Molecule: messenger RNA, 1086 nt
Organism: Trichoderma harzianum CBS 226.95
Lineage: Eukaryota; Fungi; Ascomycota; Sordariomycetes; Hypocreales; Hypocreaceae
Exons: 2
Coding region: 1-786 (261 amino acids)
Source: RefSeq, a predicted model, not a curated record
AUGGCGAGCAGCGGCAGAAACUACGACCGCGGCGCUAGAUUUCAACGACUUCUUCGCCGCGACCCGAUGAGGACGGGAUACGUGCUCGUGUCGGAGGAGCGGGAGUCUGGAUCCGAGUAUUCGGGCUCGACGUGCUGCUGCUCGAGCUGUGCGUCAAGCUGCUCCAGCUCUGAAAGCAGCGAUGAUGAAGACGACGACGAUGAUGAUGCGUAUCUGAGCGAUUGCUCGGCUUGUUGGGCGAGACGAGAUGCGCUGCGAAGGGGUAGGGCUGGAUGGAGGGAGGGAGAUGAGGGGGGACACGGCGAAACCCGUCAGAGAGGAGGCCAGCAGGGCAACGGCAAUUCGUCUCGAAACAACAACGGUUCGCCCAACAUAAACACCAACACUACGGCAACGCCCGCGUAUCGCAACCUCACGGAGCGCAUCUUGGCGACUACACGACGGCUUCACCAGGAGGAAGAAAACCGCCGCCAUUUUCGAUCGUGGAUGCGCGUCCUGGAGGACGUCCAGCGGCGAUCACACACGUCGUACCGGAGCAAUAGUAACAGUAACGCUGCCCCUGGCGCUACUGUUGCGGCCGCUGCUGCUGCUGCUGCUGUUGGCCAGGGCUCGUCGUCUUCGGCAGCGGCAGUUGGGAGAGUUCCGCCUCGCGCGGGUGCGGGCGAAGAGGCACCGGUGAGAAGACGGACUACUCAUGUGUACUCGUAUCCUCCUCGCGCAGCAGCUCGCGGAUAUUUCAUGUCCGGGGGCCGAAGCAUUUCGAGCAACCGCCGAAGGAGACUGUGAGGAGUUGAUUGUUUUUGAAAUUAAAAAAACAGAAAGCCUCUACAUACAUAGUACGAGGUUAGUUUGUUGGGUAGCAUCAAUCAAUCAACCUGCAUUGAUGAGACAAUCGCGACCAACUAGUGACUGGCAAGAGCUGAACGAUUGGUUCGUCUGAUUGACCAGGGCAAAACCGCCGAGCCCAAAAGAAUUUUCUGCUGGCCUUCUUAUUCGUCCUUGUACGGGUGGAUUGGGAUGGAUGAUGAGUGAGCACUGACAGGUACGGAUGGAGUCUGCUGCUUUUAAUAGCUACUGCCUAAUGAG